This is a messenger RNA of Cryptomeria japonica (Japanese cedar), 1092 nucleotides long. RefSeq names its product cullin-1. Gene Ontology annotation, molecular function: ubiquitin protein ligase binding. Bases 1 to 1092 code for a protein of 363 amino acids. Gene Ontology annotation, biological process: protein ubiquitination; ubiquitin-dependent protein catabolic process. Gene Ontology annotation, cellular component: cullin-RING ubiquitin ligase complex. NCBI's taxonomy places the organism in Eukaryota, Viridiplantae, Streptophyta, Pinopsida, Cupressales, Cupressaceae. The transcript has a single exon. The record is from RefSeq and is a predicted model, not a curated record.
AUGAGGAAAGAGGAAUCGGAUGCUUUGCAAAAUGCAAUUGCAAAGGUUAAGCAAAUCGUCGAAGGGAAGCACCAAUUUGGUAGUGAGGAUUAUAUGCAGAUUUAUACUGAAAUCUAUACAAAAUGCUAUCAAAUAGUGGAUCGGACGACGAUGCAAUCUGAAUAUGAGAAAACCCUAGAAGAUCAUAUCAAUUCAACAGUUGUCCCCGCAUUGAGGGAUAAAGAAGAUGAGAUUCUUCUGACAGAAUUUGUAAAGCAAUGGGAAUUCUACAAACGAAUGGUCAGACUUGUAUUGAAUCUUGUAUUUUAUAAGUUGACCCGUGAUGAUUGGUUCUCACGUGAAGAUUUGUUCAGUAAACACAAGGAAGCUGCUCAGAGAUGCUUCGUUGAAAUGGUCUUAAAUGAAUGUAAAGUACAGGCUGCUAUGCUGGUUCAAAUUCAUAAAAUACGGGAAGGUGAGAGCAUUCUUGAUGGGACUCUAUUGAAGAAUGUUGUGACUAUGCUGUGGGAUUUUGGGAUGGACUACUAUAAAGAUUUUGAGGUAGCCGUUUUUGAAAGUACCACCAUAUAUUAUUCCAGAAAGGCUGCUUCAUGGAUGUGUGAGUAUUCUUGUCCAGACUACUUGUUGAAGGUUGUUAAGUAUUUAAGGUUGGAGAAAGAAACAAUUGCAAUGCAUUGUGUGCAUCAAAGUAGCCAAACUAGGUAUCUAGAAAUUGUAGAAAAUGAACUUCUUUGCAAGCAUGAAUGCCAACUUUUGAAGGAAGAUUCAGAUUGUCAUCCAUUGUUGAGAAAUGACAAGAUGGAUGAUCUUUCAGAGAUGUUUAACUUGUUUUCUGGAAUAGAUAAAGGCAUUCAGCUCAUGGCCAAAAUAUUUAGACAGCAUGUUACCAGGCACGGUACAUCCUUAGUUAAACAUGGAGGGCAAAUGGUGGCAGAGGCAUUAAAGGCAAAUAAUGGAAAAGAAGUGAUUGCAAGUGAAAAAGAUCAGUUUGUGAGGAGGAUUAUCCAAUUGCAUGAGAAAUACAUGCAGUGUGUGCAGGAGAAUUUUAUGAACAACCGCCUUUUCAAAAAUGCACUCAUGGCAGAAUUUUAG